AUGGAGACUUCAUCGUCGGUUGACAAAACCCUGCCUGCGGAGGUGAAGGCGACGCUCAACCACGAAAUCGCCGAGAACGUCAAGUCCAACACGACCGAAGCCUCGCCUUCAGACCCCCCAGCCAAUGCACCGAAAAAGAAGGAAAAGGCUCCCAAACAACCCAAACAACCAAAAGCAGCACCUCCAUCGGUACCGCUGAGUCCUGCCCUCAUUGACCUGCGGGUCGGUCACAUCCUGCGGGCCAUCAACCAUCCCAAUGCGGACAGCUUGUACGUGUCGACCAUCGCCAUGGGCGACCCCGAAGGCACCGAACACACCCAGAUCGACGAGGAGACGGGUAAAGUGGUGAGGACUGUCUGUUCGGGACUGAACGGGCUGGUGCCCCUUGAAGAGAUGCAGGGUCGCAAGGUGGUGGUUGUUGCCAACUUGAAACCCGUCAAUAUGCGCAGCAUCAAGUCUGCCGCCAUGGUUCUCGCAGCCUCGCCACAGGCCGAAGAGGGAGCGGACCCCCAUGCUGCUGACCGCGUCGUCGAGCUCGUCAGUCCCCCUGAAGGUGCUGAGGCUGGCGACCGUGUCUACUUUGAGGGCUGGCCCUACGGUGAAGGACGCGGUCCCGAGAAACAGCUGAACCCGAAGAAGAAGCAGUGGGAGGCAAUUCAGCCUGGUUUUUACACGACUGAGGAUCUGGUUGUCGCCUUUGACGCAUCAAAGACGGAGGUAGAUGGUGACCAGAAGGGCGAGCUUAUCGUCGAGGGCAAGGGUAAAUGUACAGUCAAGACUUUGAAGGGUGCUGUUGUCAGGUAA
Molecule: messenger RNA, 804 nt
Organism: Exophiala dermatitidis NIH/UT8656
Lineage: Eukaryota; Fungi; Ascomycota; Eurotiomycetes; Chaetothyriales; Herpotrichiellaceae
Exons: 1
Coding region: 1-804 (267 amino acids)
Cellular component (GO): methionyl glutamyl tRNA synthetase complex
Molecular function (GO): tRNA binding
Source: RefSeq, a predicted model, not a curated record